Molecule: messenger RNA, 1497 nt
Organism: Suillus paluster
Lineage: Eukaryota; Fungi; Basidiomycota; Agaricomycetes; Boletales; Suillaceae
Product: purine-cytosine permease
Exons: 12
Coding region: 1-1497 (498 amino acids)
Biological process (GO): transmembrane transport
Cellular component (GO): plasma membrane
Molecular function (GO): transmembrane transporter activity
Source: RefSeq, a predicted model, not a curated record
AUGCCGCAGUCUGACGUGACAGUCGAGCGGAAGCAAGCAGAGUCCAACUCCAGUUCUACGCCCGAUUUGGCCUCGGAUAAGCCUGCGGGGAAUGAUCUGGAAGACAACCGCUAUCAUACCGGAUUCCUGAGACGUACCACACUGUUACUUGCUCGGUAUGGAAUCGAAACGCAUGGGAUCGCGCCGGUGCCAGCGGAGGAACGUCUCGAGACUCGAUGGUACCAAAUGUUUUUCGUUUGGUUUUCUGCUAACAUGAAUAUCUUAACAUUCAGCACUGGUACUGUGGGACCUGCAUUUUUUGCCCUGGGAGCGAAUGACUCUAUAAUCAUCAUUGUCAUCGUUGAUCUGGUGGUUUGCUUAUUGCCUGCGUUCUUCGCUGUUUUCGGGCCAAAGCUCGGCACGCGAGCUAUGGUACAAGCAAGGUUCUCGUGGGGGUAUUUCGGUGCCAUCAUACCGACCGUCUUGAAUGUCUUCUCCAUGCAAGGUUUCCUGAUCUUGAACUGCAUCGUCGGUGGACAAACACUAGCUAGCCUGUCUUCUCACCUUGACGAUACUCUUGGUAUUGUCAUCAUUGGUAUCAUAUCUCUUGUGGUAACUUUCUGUGGAUACCGCAUUAUUCACUGGUACGAAAGUAUCGCCUGGAUCCCAAAUGUAGUCGCUUUUAUUACUAUGCUCGGUGUCGGUUACCCACAACUACGUGACAACCAAUCGGUUCCCGUCUCUCCAGCAACUGCCGCUGAGGUUAUCUCUUUUGCGUCCAUUCUCGCUUCCAGCAUUCUCAGUUGGUGUCCCAUGACCCCUGACUAUGGUUGUAAGUCCCCAUACUGUUAUCAGCGUCGUCGUAACAUUCUUGAAAAGGUGACCGCCCACACCCUCGGUGCUGCAUUCGCAGCCGCAGCUCCUAACGUGCCUGCUUGGAAUACAGGAUUUAACAACAGCUCUUCCGUUGGUGGCUUGUUAUACAGCGUGUUGCUACCUACCGGCGCAUUUGGAAAACUCCUGACUGCCCUGGUUGCCCUCAGCAUACCCAGCGCCUGUGCACCGACGAUGUAUACGUUCAGCACCAGCUUCAUGGCUGUCGCCACGUGGUUCGCUGCGGUGCCCAGAUGGGUGUAUAUUCUCAUCUCGGAAGGAAUUCUGAUACCGGUGGCCAUUGUUGGUGCCAAAAGGUUUUAUACUACGUUUGUUGACAUCCUUAACAUCAUUGGAUAUUGGUCAUCACCUCAGUUUUCUGAGGAUCAGUAUCCCAUCAUGACUUGGUCCUCAUAUGCUCUCUUACCUAACGGUAUCCCAGCGGUCGUGGCUUUCGUGUGCGCCUGUGGAGCUCUUGUUCCAUUCAUGUCACAAGCUUGGUAUGUAGGUCCAGUGGCGAGGCAUGGAAGCGGGGACGUUGGGGUGUAUGUUGGGUUUGUGGUGGGGGCUAUCACCUAUGCGUUGACGAGAAGUUUCGAGAAGAUGUGGCACAAUAAGAAGAUGAGUAAAUCAGAUGCUUGCUAG